AAGCGCACGCGAAAUUACACAUUUUUAUAGGUUAUAUUUGUGACUGCAGCUCUGCAGCUGUCAAAAACAGGACAUUUUAUAAACAAUAAAAAUAGAAAAAUGAAUGUCUUAGAUAAAUUACGAUAUUUAGACGCCUAUCCCAAAGUACUCGAGGAUUUUGACAGUUUACGAAUAAAAACAUCCGGAGGAGCUAUCGUGACAGUUAUAAGCACAAUAAUAAUGGUGCUACUAUUUAUUUCUGAAGUUAAUGACUUUCUCACACCUAAUAUUAAUGAAGAAUUAUUUGUCGAUACUUCUAAGGGUUCAAAUUUGAGAAUUAAUCUCGAUAUAGUCAUACCAAGAAUUUCCUGUGAUCUUUUAUCUUUAGAUGCAAUGGACACGACUGGUGAGCAGCAUUUGCACAUAGAACAUAAUAUUUAUAAAAGACGAUUAAAUUUAGAAGGUAGACCUAUUGAGGAACCAAAGAAAACAGACAUUAUGGAAGUCAAGAAGAAACCAACUGAAAAGAACACAACAGUGGAAACUUGUGGAAGUUGUUAUGGAGCCGAAGAUGAAGCGGCAGAUAUAAAAUGCUGUAAUACUUGUGAGGCAGUGAAGGAUGCGUAUAGAAGAAAAAAAUGGGCAUUUUCUGAUGUUUCGAAAUUUGAACAAUGUCAAAGCGAAAAAGGUGUGGAAAAAAUGAAACACGCUUUUACAGAAGGUUGUCAAAUUUACGGUAAAAUGGAAGUGAAUAGGGUCGCUGGUAGUUUUCAUAUUGCGCCAGGCGACAGUUUUUCGGUAAAUCACGUUCACGUACACGAUGUUUCACCGCAUUCUUCAACACAAUUCAAUUUAUCGCAUGUAAUACGUCAUGUAAGUUUUGGAAUUAAUAUACCAGGCAAAACAAAUCACUUGGAUAAUACUACAAUAACAGCUACAGAAGGAGCAAUGAUGUUUUACUAUUACAUAAAAAUAAUUCCAACGACUUUCGUCCGAAAGGAUGGUUCUCUACUUUCAACAAAUCAAUUUUCGGUGACAAGUCAUUCGAAGCAUGUAUCGCCAAUGUCAGGAGAUUCUGGAAUGCCGGGGAUAUUUUUUAACUAUGAAUUAAGUCCAUUAAUGGUGAAAUACACAGAAACAGCAAAGUCAUUUGGACAUUUCGCCACGAAUCUCUGUGCAAUUAUUGGAGGCGUUUUCACAGUUGCUGGACUUUUUGAUUCAUUCCUUUACCAUUCGAUUCGAGCAAUUGAGAAGAAAAUCGAAUUAGGAAAAUUUAGUUGAAACAUUUCUAAUUUGCCACGUAAGAUAAAUUUUUCAAAGUAUUAUUCAAAUUAUGUAAUUAAUAACUAAUUAUUAUUACUUUUAUUGCUAUUAUUAGUAAAUAUUAAUUAGUUAUUAUAUUAAUUAUUAUUAAUUAAUUUUAAUUACUUUUAAUUGAUUUUAAUUAAUUUUAAUUAAUUACAUAACUAAUUAUACGAACGAAAGCGUUAAAUAUUGACUAAAGAAAAAUAAGAUCUUUUAAACUUGUGAGAUUUCGACUUUGAUAAAUAUUUUUCCAACUGUAAAUUUUUUCCCACAAUCUAUAAAGUACAUAUUAUGUACAAUUUUUCUCAACUUUUAUAUAAAUUUGUACAUUUUUAAUUUAUAAAUUUACAUUGUAUGUAUAUCAUUUUCUGUCGUACGUUUAAGAAUUUUUAUUCUUGUAAAAGAAUUCAAGUUACGAAAUAUAAUAAUGUUUAAUAGUA
Leptopilina heterotoma is the source of this 1724-nucleotide messenger RNA. Its product is annotated as endoplasmic reticulum-Golgi intermediate compartment protein 3. Gene Ontology annotation, biological process: endoplasmic reticulum to Golgi vesicle-mediated transport; retrograde vesicle-mediated transport, Golgi to endoplasmic reticulum. Lineage: Eukaryota; Metazoa; Arthropoda; Insecta; Hymenoptera; Figitidae. Gene Ontology annotation, cellular component: endoplasmic reticulum membrane; endoplasmic reticulum; COPII-coated ER to Golgi transport vesicle. Bases 100 to 1260 code for a protein of 386 amino acids. The record is from RefSeq and is a predicted model, not a curated record. The transcript has 8 exons.